Messenger RNA from Anopheles aquasalis, 1683 nucleotides. Its product is annotated as vascular endothelial growth factor receptor kdr-like. Gene Ontology annotation, molecular function: ATP binding; transmembrane receptor protein tyrosine kinase activity. Gene Ontology annotation, biological process: positive regulation of kinase activity; protein phosphorylation; cell surface receptor protein tyrosine kinase signaling pathway. Lineage: Eukaryota; Metazoa; Arthropoda; Insecta; Diptera; Culicidae. The record is from RefSeq and is a predicted model, not a curated record. Gene Ontology annotation, cellular component: plasma membrane; signaling receptor complex.
AUGUAUGUGUAUGUAAAGGACAUUGUUCAAUCGAUUGUGUCUGGAUCGAAAGAUUAUUUUACAAUUGAUCAAUACGAAGAUUUCAUUGUACCCUGUAAACCAUCACAUCCGAAUGUGAAGAUGAAGCUUUGUAGUCCUGUAGAUGAAGUCUGUCUUAUAGAACAUGAUCCGAAGAAGGGCUUCACUGUAAAAGCUGAAAGCUUCAAUAUUAGAACCUUAGAAUUUAACUUUGACAUGAAACCGAUGCAUAUUUUCAUUAUCAUCAUGAUAUCAAUGAUGGUACUGUUUUUGGGUGCCUAUGCCGUAUUUUCGUUACUCUAUUAUAAGAAGAGGAAACAAGUGCGAGCAUUGCAAGCAGAGGAAUUAGCCACAAUGCUGAAUGGUGAUCUGGACAGUUACAGCCCUACAAGGACACUAAACGAGCAGACAGAUCGACUACCCUAUAACAUAGAAUAUGAAUUUCCUAAAGAAAAGCUCAUCCUUCACGAGCAUUUAGGGCAGGGUGCGUUCGGAGUUGUUGUGAAAGGAACAGCCUUCGGUAUUGCCGUGCAUGAAGCGGAAACUAUAGUUGCGGUGAAAAUGGCGAAGAUAAAAUAUGAUAUCGAAGCUAUACAAGCACUCGUCGCAGAACUUAAAAUGAUGAUCCAUUUAGGGCAGCACCUAAACGUGGUCAAUCUGCUUGGCGCUGUUACCAAAAACAUCGGAAAUCGUGAGCUAAUGGUGAUUGUAGAAUACUGUCCGUUUGGAAAUUUACUGAAUUUCCUCCGUAACAAUCGGGAUUGUUUUAUUGACGAAAUAAAUCAACAAAGUCAUAGGUAAGUAAACUAGCGAUCAUUGCUCGCAAAGCUAGCUGACUUAUAUUGUGGUAGGUCGCUUAAGAAGCUUACCUUACACACGAUACAUCAAUAACGAUUGUAAAACAUUGUAAAAUAAUAGAUUAUCAUUCAUCUUCAUUCAUUAUUUUUGUCUAUCAGUGGCAGUGAAAUAGGUUUUCAGCCAUCAACAUCAUACACCUCCCGUACAGAGUCAUCGGAUAGUGACAGAACCAUCAGCACCACCGAUCUCAUCUGCUGGGCAUUCCAAAUCGCCACCGGAAUGGACUAUCUGGCAUCACGCAAAGUACUGCAUGGAGAUUUGGCUGCCAGAAAUGUUCUCCUAAGUAAGGAUAAUGUAGCGAAGAUCUGCGACUUUGGAUUAUCACGUUCUUUGUACAACGGUGAUAAAUACAAGAAAAAUAGUAAGUCACCCCUUCCUGUGCGGUGGCUUGCACUUGAAUGCUUCAGCGAUGGCCUAUUUAGCACCUAUUCAGACGUUUGGGCAUAUGGUAUCUUGCUGUGGGAGCUGUUCUCACUGGGCAUGGUACCAUAUCCUGGAAUAGAAGUCAACUCAGAUUUCUACAAAAUGCUGCGGGAUGGAUUUCGAAUGGAAUGCCCGGCAUAUUCAAAUCAGGAUAUUUAUGACAUUAUGCUGAGUUACUGGAAGGUGAGACCAGACUCACGACCCUCAUUUAUAGAACUCAGAAGUCACUUCAGUGCUAUGCUGGUCCAGGAAACGCAGGAUUAUUACCUGGCCCUGAACGAACCGUAUCUAGCAAUGAACGCCAUUCGAAUAGAUCCAUGCGACAGGGAAUACGUCUCCUGUUUCAAGCUGCCAGAAGCGGUUGCUCCCCUGGUGCCAGGUUGA